AUGUACUCAAGGUUCUUACACUCAUUUGCAUCUUUGAAUGUGAACAUACCAUUCAUCAAGGUCAUUCAGCAAAUGCCAGCAUUCAUCAAGUAUAUGAAGGAACUACUUUCCAGGAAGAGCUCACUCAAGGGGCGCCAGACCAUAAUGAUGAACAAGGAUUGCAGCACCCUCAUUCAAACACAAUUGCCUGCGAAAAGAAAAGACCCAGGGAGUUUUCAUGUCCCUUGUGCUAUAGGGGAAACAAAUUUUGAUAGAGCACUUUGCGAUUUGGAAGCAAGCAUCAACUUAAUACCCCUAUCCUUGGUAAAAAGGCUGCAGAUCAAUGAGAUACUACCUACAGAUGUAGUCAUAAGGCUGGCUGACAAGACUCAAAAGCAAGCAGUAGGAGUGGUGGAAAAUGUGUUGCUCAAAGUUGGAAAAUACUUUCUCCCAACAGACUUUGUCAUCCUGGACAUGGAAGAGAGUCAACUGCACCCAAUCAUAUUGGGGAGACCAUUUCUAAAUACUGCUAGAGCACUCAUAGAUGUGGAGAAAGGAGAGCUAAUAUUAAGGAUCCAUGAUGAACAACUGAGCUUCAGUGUUUUCAAACUCUCACUGGAAAAAGAUGAAGAGGACAAAGAAACGAGCAAAGUGCAUCAUGAGAUACUAAAGGAAGAAGCAAGCACUGAAGCACAAUCAGCUCAUUGA
Arachis stenosperma is the source of this 687-nucleotide messenger RNA. RefSeq lists its product as uncharacterized. The transcript has a single exon. The record is from RefSeq and is a predicted model, not a curated record. Lineage: Eukaryota; Viridiplantae; Streptophyta; Magnoliopsida; Fabales; Fabaceae. The coding region runs from base 1 to 687 and encodes 228 amino acids.